AUGUUAAAUCAGUGCAAAAAAGGAGCAGUCCUAGAAAUUUCAGCAUACCUUCCUAAAUCAUUUAUAGGAACUAGGGUCUGUAUUGAAUUAAAACAAUAUCUAAUUUUCUUUGUUGUAGGAGUUAACUUAUCCCAAGUGGAGAAACGUCAAAAGGCAGGUCAGCUCUUACUGACCUUGGACUUUGAAAAAGAUAUAAGAAAAAUACUUCUGUUUCUUAAGGAUGUGGGUGUAGAAGACAAUCAGCUGGGAUCAUUCCUGACUAAAAAUCCAUACAUCCUUGCUGAAGAUCUGGAAGCUUUAGAAACCAGAGUGGCUUACCUAAAAUCAAAAAAAUUUGGUAAGGCAGAAAUUGCUCAGAUGGUCUCAAGAGCUCCAUAUUUGCUGUUGUUUUCAGUGGAAAGACUGGAUAACAGACUGGGUUUCUUCAAAAACGAACUUGGCCUCAGUGUAAAACAGACAAAGGAUCUGGUAAUUCGUCUUCCAAGGCUAUUGACUGGCAAAUUGGAGCCUGUAAAAGAAAAUCUUCAGGUUUGUCAGAUUGAACUUGGUUUUCAACGUACUGAAAUUCAACAGAUUGCGUUUAAAACCCCCAAGAUUUUAACUGCAAGUAAAAAGAGACUCAAACAGACAUUUGACUACUUACACAACAUAAUGGGCAUUCCCCACCACAUGCUUACUCGCUUUCCUCAGGUUUUCAACUCAAAGCUAUUACGAAUCAAAGAAAGACAUAUGUUUCUUACAUUCUUGGGAAGAGCCCAGUAUGACCCAGCGCAACCCAGCUACAUCUCUCUGGACCAGCUAGUAUCCUUGCCCGAUGAGGUGUUUUGUACAGAGAUUGCCAAAGCUUCUAUACAGGACUUUGAAAAAUUCUUAAAAACACUUUAAUUAGUAACACAUGUAAAAAGGAAUAGAAUAAAGUUAUGAAAUAAACAUAUUUUAUAAAACUAC
Messenger RNA from Pelecanus crispus (Dalmatian pelican), 948 nucleotides. NCBI's taxonomy places the organism in Eukaryota, Metazoa, Chordata, Aves, Pelecaniformes, Pelecanidae. The record is from RefSeq and is a predicted model, not a curated record.